Messenger RNA from Kwoniella mangroviensis CBS 8507, 423 nucleotides. RefSeq lists its product as uncharacterized. The record is from RefSeq and is a predicted model, not a curated record. Gene Ontology annotation, molecular function: nucleic acid binding. The transcript has a single exon. Bases 1 to 423 code for a protein of 140 amino acids. Lineage: Eukaryota; Fungi; Basidiomycota; Tremellomycetes; Tremellales; Cryptococcaceae.
AUGGGUUCAGAUCAUGCCACUGCUUCCAUACCCCUUCAAAACCACAAGCACUUACCUGAAUACAAGUAUAGUCAAAUAUCGCCCUUACCGGAGUUGAGGUAUACAGGCUCUUCGAAGAAAGCUACCAGCUCGGUGAGAGCGCUAGAAGGCAAGGUGAUAGGUUUAGACGUGGAGUACGUUACCAAAACUGUGAUAGCGGACAACGGUGAACGAAAAUGUUGGAAUAAACCUGCUCUGCUACAGCUUUUCGAUGGGAAGUUGAUACUCUUGAUACAGUUAAAUAACGGUAUGAGUAAGUCCCCACCUGCAAGUUUCCUUGUGCCAAUCAGGAUAAUUGAGAGUAAAAAGUUCCAUCAGGUACCCUUCUUCCAGAGGCAAUCGUCCAGCUUAUAUGCGAUCCCGGAUUCAUCAAAGUCGGAGUAG